Molecule: messenger RNA, 898 nt
Organism: Drosophila serrata
Lineage: Eukaryota; Metazoa; Arthropoda; Insecta; Diptera; Drosophilidae
Gene: Acp32CD
Product: Accessory gland protein 32CD
Source: RefSeq, a predicted model, not a curated record
AUGUGGCGGAUGCGGAUGCGGCUACUCUUUGGCUUCGUGGUCCUGCUGGCCCUGGAUCAUCUGGAGCGCAGCGUUCUGGCCCAAAAAUACUACAUGAACUUUGCCUUCAAUAACAACAAUCCGGAUGGAAAUGCCAGCGAUGAGAGUAAGGCAAAUCCGCCAAAGCAUGGGCAGGACACGGACAAAAAUAUCAAUGAUGGGAUCAAUGAAAACAGUGAGUUUACGGAUAAGGACAAGGGGGAUGGAAAUGGAGAGGCUGGGAAAGGACUUGGAGAUUCAAACGGAAAUGCAGGGGGAGAUGUAGAUGGGGAGGGAGAUGAAGCUGGUUAUCAAGGUGAAGACGGACAUGAUGCAAACGGAAACGGAAACGAUCCAGCUCAGCAGCCGACGGGCGGAAAAGACGACGACAACGAUGACAGUGACAGCAAGGAUAAUAAGAACCGACGCCACCAAUUGGCGGAGCAGGAAGACAAGGCACUCAAGCGGACGGAUCACAGCCAUCACAGCAGCUACGAGAUCAGCAUCGAUGACAGCUUCGGCGGAAGAUAUGUGCGAUCCAUCUACGAGAGCAGCGAAAGCCACGGCCAUUCCGGCAGCAGGGAUGGCUCCAAUCCCAGGGACAGCAGAGCUCGAGAAAGCAGCCAGGCGGGCAAGGAUCAAGGCCACCAAGACGAUCAACAAAACACCAAAGAUGCAGGAGCUCCAGCUGUGGGAGUCGAAGUUGCAGAUGCUACGGAAGCAGCGGGGAUCGCUCGCGCCGGUAACAACGAAGACUAUGAAGAAAUGUAAUAGAAACGGAAGAGCAAGGAGUAAGUGUCCUCAAACCUUAUGGUCAACAUAUAACCUGGUACACAGGUCUUUGGGAACCAGCAGUUACUUUUAUUGAAUUUAUAUUUAA